GUACCAUUACUGUGCCGAGAGGAGCUGUGUGUUCACACACUUGGCUUUUGUUGUAACAGAAGUUUCAAACCUUUCAGGGUGGGUCUGUCACAUAACCUCUCUGGAGUCUGGAUCACAGCUCCACCCCUAGUGGAAAGGGUCUAUUUCCUUGGUGCUUCUAACCGCCCAUGUUCCUUUUGUAAAGGAUGACUCCUCCUCCCCUCCCACCCUCGGGGGGUGGAACCAAAGAAGGAAAAACUAACUUGACAGCAGUUCGUUCUUGCAAACUCUACCAGCUCCUGCACAAGAAUGUCCGAAUUUUAGCAAGGUUAGUGGUUACGCUAUCCCACCCAAGGGUGCAGUUUGCUGCUGAGUUGAGGAGGAGAUGGUUACAGCCAUGGGAGCCAGGAAAGAUCUGAAAAGAAAUGAGUGGCUGAGAGACCUGGCACUCCUUAGGCAGUUUCAGAGAGGGGAGAGGAGCCUGAAUCAGCACAAGGUGAAGUGAGUCCUUCCAGCUGCCAUGCUGGCCAAGUGGAGUUGUUCAGAGGCAGUUGGACAGAUUUGCGACCGAGCCGGUUUAUCCAGUGCUUGAAGAUGGGAAGUUACUUGUCUGCCCUAGCUUAUUCCACUCCCAAGGAGCCCUUUCGGUGCUCGGAAUGUCAAGACCCGCUCACCAACUGGUACUAUGAAAAGGACGGGAAGCUCUAUUGUCACAAAGACUACUGGGGAAAAUUUGGGGAAUCCUGCUAUGGCUGCUCUUUGCUGAUGACUGGACCUGUGAUGGUGGCUGGAGAAUACAAAUACCAUCCUGAAUGCUUUGCUUGUAUGAGUUGCAAAGUAAUCAUUGAAGAUGGAGACACGUAUGCGCUAGUACAACACUCCACCCUCUACUGUGGAAAAUGCCAUAACCAGAUUGUGCUGACGCCAAUGAUAGAAACUCUCUCCACGGAAUCUCUGCGUGAACAGCUACCAUACACACUAACCCUCAUCUCUAUGCCUGCAGCCACUGAUGGCAAGAGAGGGAUCUCUGUGGCUGUCGAAGGUGGCUGCUCCAGCUACGCCACCAGUGUCCAGGUGAAAGAAGUCAACAGAAGACAUAUUAGCCCAGAUGUCCAAAAUGCCAUCCACUCUGGAGACCGGAUCCUGGAAAUCAAUGGAGUCCCUAUUCGCACAUUACAAGUGGAGGAAGUGGAGGACCUGAUUCGCAGGACAAGCCAGACACUUCAGCUGCUCAUAGAACAUGACCCUGUCUCUCAGCGACUGGACAGACUGCGUCUGGACUCCCGGCUCCCCACCCAUGUAAACACCACCACCACCACCUCACGCUCCAUUUCCUCAUUGGACAUCAAAGGGAAUCUGGAAGGAACACUGAACCGGCGCUCCCUCAGGCGAAGUAACAGUAUUUCCAAGUCUCCUGGACCCAGCUCCCCAAAGGAACCUCUCAUUCUGAACCGUGACAUCAGUCGCUCUGAAUCUCUGCGCUCUUCCUCUAGCUAUUCCCAGCAGAUCUUCCGGCCCUGUGAUCUGACACAUGGUGAAGUACUUGGGAAAGGAUUCUUUGGACAAGCUAUCAAGGUAACGCACAAAGCAACAGGGAAGGUGAUGGUGAUGAAGGAGCUGAUUCGCUGUGAUGAGGAAACACAGAAGACUUUCUUGACAGAGGUGAAAGUGAUGCGCAGUUUGGAUCACCCCAAUGUGCUGAAGUUCAUUGGUGUACUGUACAAGGACAAGAAGCUGAACCUUCUCACGGAGUACAUUGAAGGGGGGACUCUAAAGGACUUCCUCCGCAAUGCAGACCCUUUUCCUUGGCAGCAGAAGGUCAGCUUUGCCAAAGGAGUGGCUUCGGGAAUGGCCUAUUUGCACUCCAUGUGUAUCAUCCACAGAGACCUGAAUUCGCAUAACUGUCUGAUCAAACUGGAUAACACUGUGGUGGUUGCUGAUUUUGGACUGUCUCGGCUGAUUGUGGAAGAGAGAAAGAAACCCACCCUGGAAAAGCCAUCUGUCAAGAAGCGAACUCUACGCAAGAGCGACAGGAAGAAGCGCUAUACUGUGGUCGGGAACCCGUACUGGAUGGCGCCGGAGAUGUUAAAUGGGCAGAGUUAUGACGAGACUGUGGACAUCUUCUCGUUUGGGAUUGUUCUCUGUGAGAUCAUCGGGCAGGUGUAUGCUGACCCUGACUGCCUCCCUCGCACACUGGAUUUUGGCCUCAAUGUAAAGCUGUUCUGGGAGAAGUUUGUUCCUGCCGAUUGCCCUCCAGCCUUCUUCCCUCUGGCUGCCAUUUGCUGCAGGCUGGAACCAGAGAGCAGGCCCCCAUUUUCAAAGCUGGAGGAUUCCUUUGAAGCCCUUUCUCUCUACCUGGGAGAACUGGGCAUCCCCCUCCCUUCCGAGCUGGAGGAGCUGGACCACAAUGUGAGCAUUCAGUAUGGGCUGAGCCGUGACAAGCUACCUGAAAACACAACCUAGGCGGCUCAUCCUGUGAUCCGUGCUACUUUCCAUUGGAUCCUAUACGCGUGGUGUGGAGGGGAGAUGUACUUUGGCCACCUGCAGGGCAUUCAGAGGGCACCAACUGCAUACUGGGUGCAUCACCUCUCCCUCCCCCAUGAAACUAAACCGCCAUGUCUGUUUGAUCUCCUGGUUUCACUGUGGAUUUAUGGCACAUUUUUGCAAGUGAAAAGGGCUAUUUCCUGCCUGCUGCACCAAGGAGAGCUGCUCAACACAACACAAUUCUUUGGGGCCUGUCUGGCUUUGAUUCACUGUGGUGCCUUAGAACUUGACAUGUGACUGUAAGCUGUGAAAUAGUCCUGGCCUAUCUGCCAGGAAGGGAAUCACUAUAGGAAGUCUCCUUUGUUAGGAACUGCUUUUCUGGAAUCACUUGUCCCAGACUUUUUAGUGACUGUGCUCUCCUUGGAAGACCUGGAAUACACUAGAACUGGGAAAACCAGGCACCUGGCAAAGGGCUUAGUCAGGGACUCCCCUGCUUUUCUACAUGUCAGGGUGGGAGUUCCCGAGCUGCCUAGGGGCUGGGAGCUCUAGGAAUUGAGGGGAGCUUGAAUGAAAUGGUUGUGGUAUCAUGUCUGUGGGUAGAAUUUGUCUGUUAGCGUAGUUCACCCUCCAAGGCCCUGUUCAGAAACACUACAGCCAGUGAAAACUGGGCUUUGCUCACCCUCCUGAUGUGAAUGAGGCUGUGCUCUGAGUCCAGAGGGUAAGAAGGGGGAGACUGAGUGGUUCUCAGGUAUGCUUUUAACUCUACCAACACCUUCAGCUACUGAAUCCACACAACCAGUCCCCCAGGCUGGGACCUCAGAGCAGGCAAAAGGCCACAAGUCUGAAUGCCCAGAACUGCAGCAGCACUCUGAUCCUGCUGUGCUGUAUAAAUGGGAGACUUGUCCCCAAAGAGCUUGUGCCUGUUUCUGGGCAUUUGGCCUGGUGCAGUGAGACACAUGCCUCAUAAUGGUGGCAGAAUAUACCUGGUGCAGAGCUGAAUCGCUCUAUGCUGAGGCAUUUGGCUUGGACUAGGUGAGUGUUGUUUGACAUGGAUAACCCUCAUGAGCGGAAGGAAUUUGAGGACAUGCUGAAAAGGUUACUCAAGGACAGAUGCUAGUGAAUUGGAGUCUCAUGUCUUCCGUCCUCUGCGUGUACUAGUUGGAGGAUUUGUAAUUCAGUAGCUAUUACUGCCCUUCUCCAGCAAGACCUGCAGUGGAGGGGAGUCCCAUAAGUGUCUCUGCCACUCAGUUAUCUAUUCUGGAGCUCCUGACACAGAACUUGGUCUCAUUCUCCAAACAGAAUCCUUCUCCAGAGUCAUGCCAUGCAUGGAGGGAACAGAGAGCCUGGGGAGGGAAGGAGGCAACAUACUCACUGAGGCUUUGAACUGGGGCAUUAGAGGGAAAUGUAGGAGGAAGGAAACCGCUUCCCCAGUAAUAUGUGGCUGGUGCUACCCAGUCAAAGGCUGGCUGCUGAGUCCACUUGAGUUCCAUGCCCUCUUGGUAAUUACACGGGACCAGCCCUCAUGUCUGUCUUAAGUUGGUUGUGUUUAAUUUGUAUGGUGGUGGUUUUAGAAACAGGAAAGUCCUGUGCUGUGAGCCAGUGGGGGAGUUGUCAAUUGGGUCCGGUGGAUUCAGGCCUUCUGAUUGUUACAGGACUUUCUUCCUACUACUUAGUAGGAUGGGGAAACUCAAGGGAGGGCGACCUGGGUGAUGUGUGGGUGGGGAGUCUUAACUCCGUGUGAUUGCACAGCACAAUGUUUGUUGACUAAAUUAAAAGCAAUAAAUAUACCCUAGGGACAUAA
Messenger RNA from Chrysemys picta bellii (western painted turtle), 4264 nucleotides. RefSeq names its product LIM domain kinase 2 (gene LIMK2). Gene Ontology annotation, molecular function: ATP binding; protein binding; protein serine/threonine kinase activity. The record is from RefSeq and is a predicted model, not a curated record. Gene Ontology annotation, cellular component: nucleus; cytoplasm. Lineage: Eukaryota; Metazoa; Chordata; Testudines; Emydidae. Gene Ontology annotation, biological process: actin cytoskeleton organization; protein phosphorylation.